CUUUCACGACGCGACAUGCGCAGAAGUCUGUGACUGUGCUGCCCACUGCACACACACCAUCGCCACCCAACGCAAACCAAGCACGUACGGGAAGACGUGGGGAUAAGGUUCAGGGCAGUACUAGAGUGCAUGGGGGCACGAGAAGUUGCCCGUUGCGGGUGUACCAGAAGAGCCUCAUGCAGUACCUGCCGCGGGAUAGUGCGUCGUGGCUGUCCUUUAACUCGGAGAUUGGGACUGAAAUUGUCCGGUCUGCUAAAUGUGCGGAUGUGGCUCGUGAGUGUAGUGAUGAUGAGGCCAAGGCGGUGACAGCUGAUGAGAGCGCAAAGCACGAUAUAGUGGUUGGUAAAAUGGGUUCUGAAAGAUCAGAAAAAUCGGGACAAUCACAAGCAGAAGGUGCAAAAUCGGGGCUGAACGCCCCACAAAAGAAUGCCAGAUUAGGGCAGAAAGCUCUCAAGAAAGAACACAAAACGAAACCACCGCCAGCUUUAAUCUUUAACUUUGCCACACCCU
Molecule: messenger RNA, 510 nt
Organism: Sphaeroforma arctica JP610
Lineage: Eukaryota; Ichthyosporea; Ichthyophonida
Exons: 1
Source: RefSeq, a predicted model, not a curated record